UCUCUUGUGUUUCGUUGCUGACUCAUAAAAAAAAAUCUCCAAAGUCCGAGAAAAUCUCCAAAUUCCCAAGUUUGUUUCUUUUAUCUCACAAAGCCAUCAGUUUCCAACAAACCCCACAAAGAUAAAAACUAGUAUUAUCUUUUCUUCUCGGUGAGAUCGAUCUUACACACAUCAGCAAAUAUCUGAAAAUCUGAGAUCUUUCUUUUGAAACAUCAAUGGCGUCUUCGUCAAGCCUUGCUCGAUCGGGAAGCGUCCAUCUAGACGAGAAGUGGAAACUAUCGAAGAAAGACGGCGGCGCGUCGAGGAUCACGCGCUCUUCAUCGACGACUUCAUCAGCUUCCUUCAACGGCAAGAAACAGGGGAGAUGUGCUUUUACGAGGAAGUGUGCGAGAUUGGUUAAAGAACAGAGAGCUCGUUUCUACAUCAUGCGUCGCUGCGUAAUCAUGCUUAUUUGCUGGAGAGAUAACUACUCCGAUUCUUAAAAAAACAAAAAAAAAACAGAACACAUCUCUCUCUCUGUUUCUUUCUUCAUCAUGUCUCUGUUGUUUCUGUGGUCUGAAACCGAAGUUGAUUAUAGAUAUACAUGUACAUAAAGGGUUCUAUGUUUCUUUUGGUUUCUGUACUUUUUCUUUAGAUCAAAUUUUUUUAGAUUUGUUAUGAAUAUUUCUGGUUUUAGAGAAGCUUUGUUUCAGUGUGAAGUUGUUUUCAAGAUGCAAAAAAAAAAUAAAAGAACUGAAAAAAAAAAUUGUAUGAUAAUAAUAAUAAGUUGAUGAUAUAAAAUAGUGAAUUAGAUUCGUCUUUGGACAUCUUGUGACGA
Molecule: messenger RNA, 817 nt
Organism: Camelina sativa (false flax)
Lineage: Eukaryota; Viridiplantae; Streptophyta; Magnoliopsida; Brassicales; Brassicaceae
Product: small polypeptide DEVIL 11
Biological process (GO): negative regulation of cell population proliferation
Source: RefSeq, a predicted model, not a curated record